AUGCCACAAAAUAUUUCGAUUUUAUGCACAUUUUGCGGGAUUGGCGUUCAGACAAUCUUCUCAUUGCUCUACAUGUCAUUGAAAUCGUAUGGUGAGUUUUCUGACGUUGUUUCGACGUUUUUCAGCGUAAUGUCAUGGUCCGGAAUAAUAUGUGGCUUUGUUUCAAUGUUUACAUUCAAAUACGUUGGUGGCUAUGAAUGGAGAAACGUUUACAAGGCAAUUCUCACUCUAACUCCUGCACUUUUCGUUUUAAUUUUUUGUAUCAGAUCAUUACUUUUUAUUUUCACCAAAUCUGCAUCAUCACCAACUAAUGGAACAAUUCUACACAUAAUGGUACUCGUUCUGAUCCAUACAAUCUCAGUUUCAAUUGGAUCAACCGUUGGAUUGAAGUUUCCCAUUAACGACACGCCAUGCAAAGUGAAUAUGAUACCAAGACAUGUUCCUGCAUCUCCAUUUUACAUGUCUCCAGGCUAUUUGAGGGUUUAUGGAGGAAUUUAUUUGUUCAUUUCUAUUCUUGUUGUUCUUUUGACUAUUUCUGAAUCGGAAAGACGUAAUUCGAGUCUAGAUUCUCCGAAAUCUUUUAUGAUUAUGACUAUUUUUAUUUUAAUUUUAUCAUCAUCAAAUAUUUCAUUGACAUUUACAUUUUUGAAGGCCAAAUCUGAUGACUACCACUGGUGGUGGACUUCAUUCAUGUCUCCUGCUUUUGUUUCUGUUAUUUAUUUGAUAUAUUGUUUCUCAUUUUCGUAUGUUUCUGAAGGAUUCCAAGGAUUUCUUCCAUUUUUAUUUAAUUCGACAACAUAUAUUGUUAAAUCAGCUGUUUUAUUUGUUGUUUGCGGUUCAGCUGGUUUUAUUUCUUCAUUUUUAUUCCUCAACAAUAUUAUUUCUCAAUAUUUCAUCUAA
Trichomonas vaginalis G3 is the source of this 900-nucleotide messenger RNA. Its product is annotated as positive regulation of protein exit from endoplasmic reticulum. The transcript has a single exon. Gene Ontology annotation, cellular component: membrane. The record is from RefSeq and is a predicted model, not a curated record. The coding region runs from base 1 to 900 and encodes 299 amino acids. Gene Ontology annotation, biological process: protein localization to membrane. NCBI's taxonomy places the organism in Eukaryota, Parabasalia, Trichomonadida, Trichomonadidae.